UUUAAAGUGCGUCGCUCCUUCGUAAUUGUUUAAUUGAUUGAAAGCCACUGGCUGAAUUGAGUCGAAUGAAGCGAUAAAUCAGCGUGCAGAAAGUCUAAUUACAUUGUUGUGUGGAUUUUUUUGUUCGUCUGUACGUUUCUAGGUUGAAGUGAUUAAAACGCCUUAUUUGUGGAUUAUCUGUGUUGUUAAAACAGUUUGUUUAAUUUGUGCAUGAAUUUAUCCGAUUCAGCACCUGUAAUUCUGGUCGAAGAAAUUGCCUGUUCACCAAAAAUUAUUAUAUUCAUUUCAAUGCUGAUUUUCUGUUUUGCUGUUUCAUCGUUUCACAAUCGCUGCGCCGUGUAUCGAUUUCACUGGCUCUUGCUCUUUCGCACACACCACCUAUUUAUACUUUGUACUAUCUAUGCAUUUGUAUGGACUCCUAUGUGACAUCUUUUUUUUCCGUUCUGUACCGCUGGCGGAAAAGUCAAGUGCAAACGACGAUUCACAUGGUUUCAGUGUUUCGGAAAAUCGCGCGUUCAGCCGCAGUGUGCAUGCUGUUCGCAAUUUGUUCAAACGGGGGAGGUGCAGACACACUCAAACACGCGAAUUCCAUCACACAUACAAAACAGAAACGAACGACAAAAGCAAUAUACACUUUAUUUUCUUUCAUCAUAUCGUAUGCAUUACAAUCAAACGUGAAUAACUGAGAAGACUGAUUUUUUUUCGAAUUGAAGCACGGAAGUUAGUUGUGACAGCUAACAGUGAUCUAGUGCAAUUUUAGACAGUGGUACAAGCUACUGCUACUUUUUCUUUGUGAAUAUACAAAAACAAGUCGGAGAAGAUGUCGCAAGUCAGCCGAUCAUUGAAAAAUUUGGAGGCACCGCGACCAUUGAAAUCAAACAAUGCCAACCGACAAACACACCACACAACGCCUGCAUACGAAUUGCAAACGAUCGAGGAACUAAUAACAUUAGUGGAAAAUGUUGCCGAUUCAGUGUCCAUCGGUCAAUGCAAUCCGGACAGCAUGGCAUUGUUGUUAUCGAAUUUACGCAUCCUUGGCCCACAAUUGGAAGAAUAUUCGAAAUCCACAUUGGACCAAGCAUACGUGAAAUUUCGGAAUGCAUCACAGGAUGAGCGUUUGAGUAUAAUAACGCGAAUGAAUUUGUUGGAAUUGAUUGAAUUGCGUGCUAAAAAUUGGCAUGUGUCAGACGGUCUCAACACAUACUAUAAACACAAAGUGUCCGAUGUUCAGCCUGAGAACAUAAUGGUGGCACCAGUGUUGCAAGACAUUUCCUUGUUAGACACCUCCCCCUCGUCUGUGUUGACACACAACAUCUUGAAUCCGGGCGAAGUGAUCCGAACAUCUGGAAAAUUCGUCAAACCGACGAAGAUCCCUGGCAAAAAUUACACCAAGGACGAAGUGGUCAUCCGCAAUGCUGACUCUGGAAAGGUUAACCCUGGUGCCAAAGAACGAUUGGUUCAAAUCACCGGACCCAAUGAAGAGAAAAUCAUCUACGCAAAACAUUUGAUCGAAGAUACAAUUCGCCGUAAUGCUUCGCCCGUUCGCUUGGAUGAAACGGCUUCAGGCGUUGUUGGUGCUGGUUCAUGCAGUUCACUGACUUCGUCCAACUCCGAUGAAACACAGAUACGCGUCAAUCGCAGCUCAGUUGCCGGCAUGCCAUCGGCAAGUGGUUACACACAUGUGGCUGGCAAUCAAAAGGUUCGUGGUGCAGCUGGCAACGUUCUACUGCACAGUCUGUCGACAAAUGAUGCAUCGGUUGGCGAGUAUAAAUUCACGGUGAACGUUGGCCAUCACAGCAUCAAAAUUACCGGCGAUUCCCUCGAUCUGGUCCGAAUUUCAAAGCUUGUUCUGGAUGAAUACUUCACAAGCACCGAAUUUAUAUCGGGUGUUGAGGCCGGUGCUGAAUUUGGUCUAAUGAAUUCAUCGUCAACUGCUUCGGUAACAACGCCAACUACAGUAAUUCCUCUGUCGCAUCAACUAAAUUCGACAUCCCCGUUCGGUGACAGCGGUGUUGACUUGAAUCAGUACAGCAAUUAUCAUGCAAGUAUUGACAACGAAGAUGAGGUAUUCAUCGUAGAAAAGAACGAUGUAACUCAGAACAAUACAGAUGCAACGAAGCCCAUCCCAACCAAUGGAUUGACACGAUCGCGUCGUAGUCACUUUUCGCUGGCCGACACCAAAAUGGAUUCGUUGAAGGAGAUUGUGCCGAAGAGGAAAUCGGACGUACACGUUUCAUACGAUAAUGAUCGUUUGAAAUUAAUGGCCACGUUCCAUCAUUCGCAUCAAUUUCCCCAUGACUGGUUGAAAAUCUGCGAACUCUAUCCAAACAUCGUACGCAAUAAGGUACGUGACACUGAUGACAAGAACAACAACGAUUUCAAUCAGAACAACGUUACCAAUAACAAAUUCCAUGCUAAGUCUAACCACUCGAUGCGACGCAGCGUCUCAGUAACCCAAUAGACUUGCUGUCACUGAGAUAUUGCAAAAAAACAACAACAACAACAACAUUAAAAAAGGAACUCGAAGUGUUUAAAUCACAUUCCAAACAAACAACGACUUCCAAAGAACGAAGUAUCGUUACAUGAAUCAAAAAACGAAUCAUGCAUUUUUUUUUAUAUGAAAGACUAACGAUUUGAACAGAAAAAAAACCAGAAAAAUCAACAUAUUCUAAUACACGAAAUCGAAUUUGAUAAACAAAAUGCAAUUGAUAAAUGAAAUGACAUGAUGUUUUCUAAAUUUUCACUUCAUCAAAAGAAAGAGAAAAAAUCAAAUGAAAUUAAGAAAAAAAAAUCAUAUUUCUCGCGUGAACAAAGAAAAAACAAACACAUUGUGACAUCUCACAGUCACAGUAGACCGUUUUGUUAUAGCCUCUCACUUUCAUGCAUUCAACCCAAAUAAGUAUUUUACUCAAAGUCAAUGUAAUUCGAGUUGAGUAUUCCGUCGAUAAAAAAACGAACGUUCUUUACUCCCGAAUUUCCUUAAAAACUGUGAUAAAGUUUAAAAAAAGAAAAAAACAAAUUUUCCGGAUAGAUAUUUUGGCCUUGAAACUAAUCGAAAUUGUAGAAAAAAAAUUAAUUUCAAAAUUUGUUGGCAAAAAUAAAAAUCAGGUUUCGAGACAUUUCGAGACAAAAAAAAGCAAUGCGAUUAUUUAAACCAGAAAUUAUUUAAAAAAUCAAAGAGCAACAAAAAUUGAUAUUUUUCGAAUCAUAAUUAUUAUAAUCUGAGUAUUUAAUGACCAAAACGUUUUUUCCCUAAUUUAUUGUUUUCAUUUUUUGUUGAUUUAAACGUGGGCAAAAGAAAUAUUGAAGCUACAAUCGAAGCAGGCAGCUACUUUUCGCCCCAUUAUUAUUCAAUUAUCCUCCUUAUUUAUUUUGCUAAACACUCGAAAAUGGGAAAAAAGCAACAAGAAAAAAUUACAAAGUCUAACCAAAAAAAAAAUUAUUUAUUUAGUUUUUAUUUUCGCUAUAUUUCUACGAGUCUACACAUCACUAACAUUAAUAACAUUGUAUUUAACAACAAAAAAAGAAUGAAAAGAAAUAAAAUCAUCAUCUGAACGAUUUGCGAAAUCAAAACCAACUAA
Molecule: messenger RNA, 3581 nt
Organism: Sitodiplosis mosellana (orange wheat blossom midge)
Lineage: Eukaryota; Metazoa; Arthropoda; Insecta; Diptera; Cecidomyiidae
Gene: mxt
Product: eukaryotic translation initiation factor 4E-binding protein Mextli
Exons: 10
Coding region: 821-2461 (546 amino acids)
Biological process (GO): positive regulation of translation; regulation of formation of translation initiation ternary complex
Cellular component (GO): RNA cap binding complex; cytoplasm
Molecular function (GO): translation initiation factor activity; RNA binding; eukaryotic initiation factor 4E binding
Source: RefSeq, a predicted model, not a curated record